Messenger RNA from Eurytemora carolleeae, 4109 nucleotides. RefSeq names its product E3 ubiquitin-protein ligase SMURF2. The coding region runs from base 55 to 2907 and encodes 950 amino acids. The record is from RefSeq and is a predicted model, not a curated record. Gene Ontology annotation, biological process: ubiquitin-dependent protein catabolic process; negative regulation of BMP signaling pathway. The transcript is spliced from 11 exons. Gene Ontology annotation, molecular function: protein binding; ubiquitin protein ligase activity. Lineage: Eukaryota; Metazoa; Arthropoda; Copepoda; Calanoida; Temoridae.
UAAUUUUAAGAUUGAUUCUUUUCCAGAAAAAUGUUAAAGACAUGAAAAGUAUAAAUGGGUAAAAUGAGUAACAGAAAUGGGUCUGUUAAGAUUCGCGUCACUAUUCUCUGUGCGCGGAAUCUAGCCAAGCGCGACCUGUUCCGACUCCCAGACCCGUUCGCGCGUAUCAGCGUCGACGGUUCAGGACAAACUCACACAACAGACAUCAGUAGAAACACCUUGGAUCCUAAAUGGAACCAACAUUAUGAUCUCUACAUUGGGAAAUCAGAUGCCAUAACUAUCAGUGUUUGGAACGAUAAAAAAGUUCAGAAGAAGAGCGGAGCUGGUUUUCUAGGUUGUGUUCGUCUCCUGGGGAACUCGAUCAACAGGUUGAAGGAUACUGGAUACCAGAGACUAGAUCUUGUUUCCGACAAUAACAAUCCACUUCCGGUGAAAGGUCAGAUAGUGGUUUCUCUUCUCUCUAGGGACGGGCACGGAACCGGAAGUCUUAAUGCGGUCGUUGAUCCCCUGGGUAACCUCAGUUGUCCGGCCGACCUUCCAGAAGGAUGGGAAGAGAGGAGGACGACCUCAGGACGAGUUUAUUACGUAAAUCACUAUCUCCGGACGACCCAAUGGGAACGUCCCACUCGUCCUGCCGUUGAGAAUAGCAAUCCUUUAUCCAAUCCUCGGUUUCCGACCGAUACUAGUCUUCCAUCAGCCGCUCAAUCCUUUACAGGGGAACCUACCUCCUCUACACCUCGGCGUCCUGAACCAGAUCCUGUAGAUCUGGUUGAGGGAGAGCGUCCUCCUCCCUGUGAUCCUCUAACCCCCGGGAACAAUAAGGUUGAAGCUAACAAGCAAAGGUUUAUGUCCAGGACGGUUCUCCACCAACCCCAGGAUCUACCGGCUGGAUUCGAGAUGAGAACAACUCAGCAGGGGCAAAUAUACUUUCAUCACGUACCUUCAGGGAUAUCCACUUGGCAUGAUCCAAGGAUACCUAGGGACGCUGUACCUCCAGAGGGUGUGGAGUUAGGAACCCUACCUCCGGGUUGGGAGAAAAGAGAAACUCCGUCCGGUCGCGGAUAUUUUGUUAAUCAUCAUAAUAGAACCACCCAGUUCACCGAUCCCCGUCUUAAUACUAGUUUGAUCAAAGCAAUGCUGAAGUCAAGAUCAGAAUCUAAACCUAGGACUGAGAACGGAAACAGUUCAGAGAUUGGAGAAAACAGGAAUGAAAAUACUAACAGUGGGACGGAUAUAGUUAAUGCUCGAGGUGAAAAUGGAAACGGGAGAACGGAAAAUCAAAACAGUGUUCCUGCACCUCUUCCUCCGCGGUUGAGUUCCUCCGGUCCUUCCUCCACUCCUGCCUCCAGCAAUGGAGACGUAUUCCACUCAGUUAUAUCUCCUCCAACACCUGUCAAUAUGUCUCCAGCUAAAUCAAGUCGACCCCUACCCCCUCUACCGACAGAAACUCCGACUUCGGAACCCGAGCCUGCUCCGGCUGAUGAGCAGGUUGACGGUUUAGCAAUGAGCUGUCUAGCCAUGGCUCUGGAACCCCCGGCUCGUCCGCCAAACCCUGCUGUAACUAACGUCAGAGCUCCUCACAUACUUCCCAAUCUUGCAAUCCUGCAAAGAGAUUCAUCUUCCCCUAGAUCCGACUCCCUGCAGGAUCCUGGACCCGGAGUAAGAACCAGUUCUGGAUACGUCCCCUCUCCCCAGAACAAUAAAUCUAGUUCACCUAAAAUUCUCUUUGAAAACGAAGAAUGUCUUCCAAAAUAUAAACGUGAUUUAGUUGCUAAAAUGAAAGUGCUCCGUAGUGAACUAAGCUCUCUCCAGGCACAGUCGGGACAUUGUAGACUAGAGGUCUCUAGGCAGGAGGUUUUUGAGGAUUCAUACAGACAGGUGGUGAAGAUGCGACCCAAAGAUAUGAGGAAGAGGUUGAUGGUAAAGUUUAAGAUGGAGGAGGGGUUGGAUUACGGAGGAGUUGCCAGGGAGUGGUUGUAUCUUCUCUCUCAUGAGAUGCUUAAUCCGUACUACGGGCUCUUCCAGUACAGUCGAGAUGACAUCUACACUCUACAGAUCAACGCUGAUUCUUCCAUCAACCCAGAUCAUCUUUCUUACUUUCAUUUUGUUGGAAGGAUAAUAGGCAUUGCAAUGUUUCACGGGCAUUAUAUUGACGGUGGGUUCACGAUGCCGUUCUACAAGAUGUUGUUGAAUAAGUCCAUCAACCUGAUGGACAUCGAGUCUGUGGACCCGAACCUGUACACCUCCUUGAAGUGGAUGCUGGAGAAUGACAUCACGGAUAUUAUUGAUACAACCUUCAGUGUGGAACAUGACAGCUUCGGAUGCUUAAAGGUGCAUGAGCUGAAGAAGAACGGGAAGAAUAUUCCUGUAAAUGAAUCGAAUAAGAAGGAAUAUGUUAAGCUUUACGUAAAUUACAGGUUUAUGCACGGGAUAGAGCAACAGUUUCUAGCUCUGCAGAAAGGAUUUAACGAACUGAUUCCUCAAUGUCUGUUGAAAUCCUUCGAUGAGAGAGAGUUGGAGCUUGUGAUUGGAGGACUAGGGAAGAUAGAUCUUGAAGACUGGAGAUCCAAUACCAGGCUUAAACAUUGCCAACCAGAUACAAUACAGGUUGGAUGGUUCUGGAAGAUAGUUGAAGGUUACUCUGAGGAGAUGAGAGCAAGAUUAUUACAGUUUGUAACAGGAUCCAGUAGAGUUCCCUUACAAGGGUUCAAGGCUCUUCAGGGUUCUACAGGAGCUGCUGGUCCUCGUCUGUUUACUCUCCACCUGGUGGACGUAGAUCUAAACAACCUACCCAAGGCCCACACCUGCUUCAACAGGUUGGAUAUGCCGCCUUACGAAACCUUUGAGAAGAUGAGUGAUAAGUUGACCCAGGCAGUUGAAGAGACUUGUGGUUUUGCCGUCGAGUGAUACAUGGCGUUUUUCAUCCUGGAGGAGUUCAUUCUGAAGGUGUUCAUUCUGCAGCUGUUCAUCCUGAAGGUGUUCAUCCUGAAGGUUUUCAUUCUGCAGCUGUUUAUCAUGGAGAUGUUCAUCCUGGAUAAACCUAGAUGUUUCAACCUGAAGGUUUAAACUUCCUAGAUGUCUUCACCAUGUAGUUGUUUAUUCUAAAUCCAUCUUGCAUUCCUAGUAGAGUUCAACCCCUGAAUCGAGCCUAACACAUAGUUUAAGCAAAUCAAUGUGUCAAGAACUAAGGUGGAGGUGGGCUGGUGGUGUAUUAUAACUGCUCAGAUUGGUAGUAAACAACAGUUUCACAAAAUUCGAUCUUUGUUCACAAUUUUUGUUUUGUUCUGAUGAACUAUUACGUCACAGUAUGAAGUGUACACAACCCCUAUCCCCCCAAUCUUAGUUCUUCACACAUCAAGUAAACCGCGACUGAGUAACCGUACUCCGCAUUCAGAGAACUUGGAUUGGAGUUGAUUCACUUAUUAAAAAUUAACCUCUCGACAAAGAAAUUUAAUUCAAUUCUUUUAACUCGAGACUUUGUUAUCUAAGGAAGGUUUCUGCUCUAAUCUGAGUGAUUUGUUGUUUUAUUCAACCAUGAGCAAACAUUUUGUACAUUUAUGAAUUUAUAUCAGAAUUUAAUAGUUUAAACUUUGAUCUGAGAAUUAACAAUUUUCUAGAAUUUUUAUUUCAAUUGUAAAAACCAGGCCUGAGAAAUUAUUGACAGUGGUAAACUCAUUAUUUAUUGUUUUGGAACGCGAGAAUAUAUAUUUACAACAAGCUCCCUCCACUCCUCAUAACUUGCUCAUUAACUUUCAAACUUUUCUUUUUUAUUAAAUGUGAAUCGUGCAAUUUGAUUCCUGUAGAAAUAACUCUAAGAGAAAGGGGAUCAGCAUUUUUAUCAUAAAUAUUUAAACUUGAGGAGUAAAAUCUCGAAACUUAAAAGACUUAUUCUAGUAUACGGAGACUGCACCAGUCCGGGAGAGAUUAUUUAUUUACCCUUUUUCAUGCAAAUUUACACAUAAUUCUUUUAUUUACAUCAGAAUCAAUAAGAAAUUGUGAUUGUGUACAGUAAUUAUAGAUAACACAGAUGGGAUGAGAGAAGUCUCUUAUAACUUACAGGUCAUGGUGCUUUGUCUGUAGGUUGAUUGUUUAUAAAAUAAUAAUAAUAA